Messenger RNA from Nicotiana attenuata, 540 nucleotides. RefSeq lists its product as uncharacterized. The record is from RefSeq and is a predicted model, not a curated record. Lineage: Eukaryota; Viridiplantae; Streptophyta; Magnoliopsida; Solanales; Solanaceae. The transcript has a single exon. The annotation marks the transcript as partial.
AUGAAAAACAGGCAGGAGCCACCAAAACCACCUUCUCCCAAAAGAACAGUUAACGUUAUAAGCGGGGGCGAAGACAUCAAUGUUGUAUCAUAUGCCGCAGCUAACAAAAUUUCAAAAGUUACAAUUACCCACGGGAAGCGGCUGCGGCAUGUGUUAGAAGAAGAAAAUAUUACGUUUGAUGAUGCAGAUGCUGAGGGUUUAUUGACUCCACAUAACGACGCACUGGUAAUAUCUUUACUCAUAUAUGAUACUAAUGUUAAACGGGUUUUAAUUGAUCCAGGUAGUUCAGUGAACAUUAUUUUGUUACGAGUGCUACGUGAGAUGCAAGCAGAAGGGAAAUUGGUGCCAAAAGCGCAUACUUUGUCAGGUUUCGACAAUUCUAGUGUGGUAACAAAAGGGGAAGUGAUGCUCACUACAUUUGCGGAAGGUGUUGUCAAGGAUACAAAAUUUCAAGUAGUAGAAAUGGAAAUGGCUUACAAUAUAAUUAUGGGUAGGCCAUGGAUCCACGACAUGGAUGUUGUUCCAUCAACUUUGCAUCAA